AUGUCCGAACCAGCACAACCUAGGGGAGGGGAAGGCGAUAGCAACACACUCCGAAUACUUGUAGCAACCGACUGCCAUCUAGGCUACAUGGAGAAAGAUGAGAUACGUAGGUUUGAUUCCUUUCAAGCAUUUGAGGAGAUUUGCGCAUUGGCGGAUCAAAACAAGUUCUGGCGAGCCCAUUCGUUGUUUAAUAUGCGAGAAUGCAUUGCAGGGCAUGACUUGGUUGCACUAUAUGGUCUUGGCAACAUUAGAGAUGAGCGACUAAAUAGAAUGUUUCAGACGCCUCAUUCAGUACAGUGGAUGCGACCUGGAACUCAAGAUGGGGAAUCAGUGUCUGACUGGUUCAAUAUAUUGGUACUUCAUCAGAACAGGAUAAAGACAAACCCUAAAAGUGCCAUCAAUGAGCAUUUUUUACCACGUUUUCUGGAUUUUGUUGUAUGGGGCCAUGAGCAUGAAUGCCUCAUUGAUCCUCAGGAGGUCCCUGGAAUGGGUUUCCACAUCACUCAACCAGGCUCCUCAGUUGCGACGUCCCUGAUUGAUGGUGAAGCAAAACCAAAGCAUGUUGUGUUGAAAGAUGAAGCAGAUGUUGACCCAAAUGAUCAGGCCUCUGUGCUUGAACAUUUGGAUAAAAUUGUAAGAAAUCUGAUUGAGAAGAGUAGCCAACCAACUGCCAGCAGAUCGGAGCCCAAACUUCCGUUAGUUAGAAUCAAGGUAGAUUACUCUGGGUUUUCAACAAUAAACCCACAACGUUUUGGUCAGAAGUAUGUAGGAAAGGUCGCAAACCCUCAAGAUAUUCUCAUUUUCUCAAAAUCAGCAAAGAAACGCCAGACUACAGGAGACCACAUUGAUGAUUCUGAGAAACUUCGUCCUGAGGAACUAAACCAACAAACAAUCGAAGCUCUGGUUGCAGAGAGUAACUUGAAAAUGGAGAUUCUUCCGGUUGAUGAUUUGGACAUUGCAUUGCAUGAUUUUGUGAACAAGGAUGACAAGAUGGCAUUUUAUUCAUGUUUGCAGCGAAACCUUGAAGAAACCAGGAAUAAGUUGAGUUCUGAAGCAGAUAAAUCCAAAAUUGAGGAAGAAGACAUAAUAGUCAAAGUUAAUGAGUGCAUGCAGGAACGUGUUAAGGAAAGGUCCCUACGCUCCAAGGAUGGCACACGCUUCCCAUCAAGCUCUCAGAACUUGGAUACUGGAGGUAAAUCUUUUACAGCUCAAAGCAGCCUGAACUCAUUCAGUGAUGACGAAGACACCAGGGAUACGCUUCUGGGUGCAAGAUCAACUGAUGUUGGACGAAAAUCAUCUGGAUUUACUAGACCCUCCAAAGAUACUGCUGAUGUUGCUAAACAUGGUGCUUCCAAAAGAGGCAGGGGAAGAGGCACCAGCUCAAUGAAGCAGACCACUCUUAGUUUCAGCCAGUCGAGGUCAACUACUGUUAUCCGUAGUGAGGAUGUCUCCUCAGAGGAGGAAGCAGAUGCAAAUGAAGUUGUUGAAAAUUCAGAAGAGGAGAGUGCGCAACAAGUUGGGCGUAAAAGAACAGCUCCUAGAGGUAGAGGCAGAGGCAGAGGUUCCACUGCGAAGAGGGGACGAAAAACAGAUAUUGCUUCCAUCCAAAGUAUGAUGAGCAAAGAUGAUGAUGAUUCAGAAGAUGAGCCGCCAAAGAAAGCUCCUCCUCGGGUCACAAGGAACUAUGGCGCUGUCAGGAAGAGAUGA
This is a messenger RNA of Miscanthus lutarioriparius, 1707 nucleotides long. NCBI's taxonomy places the organism in Eukaryota, Viridiplantae, Streptophyta, Magnoliopsida, Poales, Poaceae. The record is from the annotation of a GenBank genome assembly.